This is a messenger RNA of Aspergillus heteromorphus CBS 117.55, 2852 nucleotides long. Its product is annotated as putative phospholipase A2 (PlaA). Gene Ontology annotation, cellular component: cytosol. Gene Ontology annotation, biological process: glycerophospholipid catabolic process. Gene Ontology annotation, molecular function: A2-type glycerophospholipase activity. The transcript has a single exon. Bases 48 to 2600 code for a protein of 850 amino acids. NCBI's taxonomy places the organism in Eukaryota, Fungi, Ascomycota, Eurotiomycetes, Eurotiales, Aspergillaceae. The record is from RefSeq and is a predicted model, not a curated record.
GGCAGAUCGUCGUGGUCUGGCCACCCCGUUAUGGCCUUUGCACUUGCAUGCUGCCCUCCGCUGCCCCUCCGACCCUACGUGGUGCCCGUCUCAACAUGGGUGCUGCAACGGCACUGCGUCUACGCUGGACUGUUCCCCCGACCGUCCUGAUCGCGUUGGGUGGUGGGUUACUCUACACUGGCCGAGCCCAGUCGACCAAGGAAUUGCUCCUGCAGGCUGAGCCAAAAGCCCUCUUUUCGACGAGCCCAGCCCGGGCCUUUGAAAACCUGUCCAAUAAUUUCUCCGAACACUCGGGCCGGGGCAAUUCGAGCCAGAAAUCCAAGACAGACUCGCACCAUGGCGAUGGGGCCUCAAUCUGGACCAAUGUCCUGCAAAAGUUCGAAGAGGUGAAGCAGGCUGUCGGCUCCCCCGAAUGGAUUGAACUGGAACACAUCAAGAGCUAUAUCACUCCGGAUUGGACCCGAUUGCUUCCGUUGUCGGUGCAAAAGCUCCAGCGCGAGCUGUCAAUGGCCCCGGGCUCCCUUGCGGACGAUAUCUGGAAGGAGGCUCAUGAUCCAGACCUUAAUCCCGAAAUACUGCAAACCGCUAAGGUUCGUGUUGGAAAUAGUCUCUGUGAUGAAGAACUGGCGUACAGGCAGAAGCGGCAAAAAUAUGCAAUCAAGGCCCUGGCCUCUUACCUAGACAUCCCCGAAACCGACAUACACCCGGACGAUGUCCCAAUCAUUGCCAUGUGCGGCUCCGGUGGCGGGCUUCGUGCACUUGUGGCCGGGACCGGCUCAUAUCUGGCCGCUCAGGAGGCUGGUCUAUGGGAUUGUGUCACAUACACAGCUGGUGUCAGCGGCAGUUGCUGGCUGCAGACCUUGUACCACUCCUCCAUUACUGGGCGCAAUUUCCACAAGCAGGUUGACCAUUUGAAGAAUCGACUGGGCAUUCAUCUGGCGUUUCCACCCGCAGCACUCAAACUGCUCACCAAUGCCCCAACCAACAAGUACCUUCUUGGUGGCUUAGUUGAAAAGCUUAAGGGUGAUCCCGGUGCAGAUUUUGGCUUGGUGGACAUCUACGGCAUGUUGCUGGCGGCCCGACUGCUGGUACCUAAAGGUGAGCUAGGAGUCUCAGAUAGAGACCUGAAACUCUCGAACCAGAGGUACAAUCUUGCGACUGGGGCUCAUCCGCUCCCUAUCUAUACGGCCGUGCGCCACGAGAUCCCAGUGGUCGAAAACUUGGAAAACGCCGAGAAAAGAGGGAAGCCCGAGGACCUCAUCAAGGAAUCGAAAAGUGAAGCAUGGUUCCAAUGGUUCGAGUUCACGCCGUACGAGUUUUUCUGCGAGGAGCUCAGCGCUGGUAUACCGACGUGGGCCCUGGGGAGACACUUCGACGGCGGAGUCAAUGUCAAGCCCGAGCAGAUAUCUCCCAUCCCUGAGCUGCGUGUCCCCGCGUUGAUGGGCGUUUGGGGUAGUGCUUUCUGCGCCACACUGUCUCACUACUACAAAGAGAUCCGUCCCUUAAUCAAGGGCAUCACGGGUCUCGGAGGGAUCGACUCCCUGAUCCAAGGCAAGACGAAGGAUCUCGUCCGAGUCCACCCCAUCGACCCAGCCACCAUACCAAACUACGUGCUAGGCAUGAAAGACCAGCUGCCCUCAUCCUGCCCCGAGUCCAUCUUCCAAAGCCGACAUCUCCGACUCAUGGACGCCGGCAUGAGCAACAACCUGCCCAUCUACCCACUGCUCCGACCUGGCCGAGACGUCGACGUCAUCGUCGCCUUCGACGCAUCCGCAGACAUCAAGCGAGAGAACUGGCUCUCCGUCGUCGACGGCUACGCCCGCCAACGCGGCGUCAAAGGCUGGCCCGUCGGCGCCGGCUGGCCCCAAGCGAGCGACCAACCCAAGGAAACCGCCGAAACGCUGCGUGAGCCCCAAAACAUCUCGCAACAAGCCCUAGACAAGAAGAUCACCGAGGCCCAAGACCGGAGCAAGCACCUCAACACCACAACCACCGACACCAACCCCCCAGGAACCAAGCCCGUUCCCCCGACCGACCUCGACUACUGCAACAUCUGGGUCGGCACCACUCAAGAAAUGGUCUCGGGCAAGGAACCCCCACCGUCCAAACGCCUCUUCCACCCGCACGACACCGACGGCUCCGAAUCCGACUUCCACCUUAUGCGCCCGGACGCAGGAAUCGCCGUCGUCUACUUCCCUCUCCUCCCCAACCCCUCCGCCCCGGACUUCCCUUCCCACCCUCACACCCAUUCCUACAGCUUCUUAUCCCGCAAACGCGGUCCAAGGCCAUCCUCAUCACCAUCACUACCACCAUCACCGGCUACUAAACCCCCCACUACCACAACCGACACCUCAAAACCCCUAUUCCCGCACCCCGGCUCCAUCAACCCCGAGGUCGACGACUUCCUCUCCACCUGGAACUUCGUCUACACGCCCGAGCAGAUCGACUCGGUGGUGGGGCUGGCGAAGGCCAAUUUCGCGCAGGGUGAGGAUCGGGUUAAGAGGGUGGUGAGGGCCGUGUAUGAGCGGAAGAAGUCGGAUAGGUUGAGGAAGCAGGAGAGGGAUGCUAGGCAGCGGAUGGAGGGGUUUGUGCCUUUGUAGGUGGUGAGUUGAUGGAAAGGGAGUAGGUGGUUGGUAGAUGGAUGGAUGGAUGGAUGGAUGGAUGGAUGGAUGGAUGGAUGGAUGGAUGGAUGGAUGGUAUGAACUGAUGCAUGCCAUCCAUUGGUAAAUUAAUUGUAAUUGGAGUUUUUUGGUGAAGGUUAGGCAUACGGCAUAAAUAGCAUAAAUACUUACAGGCAUACAUACAGAUUUCAUAAUGGACCACAGACUGCAGAUAGGCAGACAGACAAACAG